AUGGCUUCUGUUGCGGCACCAUGUUUUGUUUCAACAACAGAGACAACUAAUUACGCCCGGCUAUGCAGGCUUCUGGCGGAUGUCAGUACACAUGUCCUGAGAGAGACAUUUGAGAAGAAGCGUCCAAAGGGAAGUUUGGACACGGUGUUAUCAAGUCACCCUGUUCAUGCCGUACUACAAUUACUCAGAAGAAAAAAAGUGCUUAAUCCAUCACAAUGGGGAAAAUUAUACCCUGCCAUCAAAUCUUCAGUUUCAUCUCAGCAUUUCGACAUUACCUUAUUGAUGAUUCUACUGAGGAACAUUUGUAGUCUUGUUCCUCCAGUUACCGGCUGGGAUGCACUUCCUCCUGCGGCAGACACAACCCUUGAGGCAGACAUUGCGCGCAUCAAGUAUUUCAGAAACACAGUUUAUGGUCAUGCCAGCGAGGCGUUAGUUGAUGAUGCAACAUUCAAUCAAUACUGGAAAGACAUCCAAGAAGCAAUAGUCAGACUGGGAGGAGCUGGUUACCAAAGUGCUAUUGAUGAUCUGAAAAAGGAAUGCAUGGACCCUGAUUUCGAAGAACACUACAGAGAGCUUCUUAAACAGUGGGUGAUGGAUGAAAAAAGCGUCAAGGAAAGAUUGGAUGAAAUCAGAGGAGAUCUGCACGUGCUAAGACAAUCACUCUCCCGCGUCGGCAUCAAGGAGAAAUUGGAUGAGAUUGUUGGCAAACUGGAUGCAUGGAAAGACGCCAUGGUCCCUAAAAUUGAAAAGAAAAUAGGAAUUGAAGGUAACUGAGUGUGUUGCUCUUCGUCCGUUAUCAUUAUCAUUUGGCUGAUCCCUGGAGAUUUUAAGGCCUUAACUGGACUUGUUCUGAGUAGCAGCAAACUUUCCCAUAUAUUUUCAAUCUUUUCCAAACCUAUUGACACUAAGCCACUGCUGUAAAAUGUCUAAAAUCCCUCAUUCCUAACAUUAAUCUCUCGAGUAGAAAGCACGUUUUUAAAUGCCCUGGGGUUGGGUAUCUUUCCGUAGAAUCGACAUGGAAUCGAAGAUUUAAAGAGAAAAAAUACUUCACUUUGUCGAGUCAAAACCAAAGUCUUUUUUUCCUUUUCGGGAGUUUAAAACAAAUAGAUCAAGUAGUUGCACGAAAUCGUAACGGACGGUUUAUGAUUAUGCCAUGAUUAGAUUAAGCAUCUUCAGAAUUCUAAAGCAGUAUUUAUAAUAAAGUUCGGAUAUAUAACGCGCGCUGUCAUCGGUUGAAAGAGCGUGCGCUAUCAGAGUACAAAACAUGGAGAUGAGCUAAAACAGAACAAAACAGGAAUGAUUUAAAACAUAGCCAAACUGGCAUAACUGUCAAAAUUCAUACUUAUCAUGACGGUGUCAGUGCGACUGUGAUCAUGCUAAGGACCAUCGCUGUUAGCUCUCCGAUCAUCGCAGUGAAGCAAGCCUAAGAAAUUACAUCGGCCGCCCUAAGUUUGAAUAACUAAUAGCUUGGUCUGAUAUCCUUUCCGAUGUGUUGUGUGGAAGCUACAUCAGUAAAAACAGCCGAGUUUUAAGGCGCUGUCAUCCCGAAAAAUCUUUAUGUUCUUGUGAAUUCAGCUAUCGUUCAUCCAUACGCCUUGAGCAGUUUGUUUUCUACUAUUUUUGACAUCACGAGCGUGGGACAAAGAAAAAUAUUUGUCCCACGCUCGUGUCAAGACGAAAAAACAUCUUUCUCUAUUUCUUUACCGAGAUCAAAAUUUACCAUCUCUCUUAUUUCUAUCUUCAAACAUUACGCUUUCGACAUUGCUGAUCCUAGCAGUAUGCAGAAUGCGUGUCAUAUGAACUUCGUAACAGACCUCGCACACCGUGGAGUCUCUGUGGCUCAGAGGUAGAGCAUCGGAGCGCGGAAACCGAAGGUCUGAGGUUCGAUUCCUCGUGAGGACGUCUUUGUCCCACGCUCGUGACAAGACGGAAAAACAUCAUUCUCUAUCUUUAGUCUUAUUGAACAAAUCAGAUUAUAUGAACCAUUAUAACAAGGAUUCUGAUUGGCCUAUUGGAACUUGCUCUAUGAGAGUUUAUAAAAUGUUUAGAGAAAUGCGCGCGCCGUGAUCGGUCAGAACGAGUUCAUUAUAUUUCCAUAAAGCGCGCGCCUUACGUCACACGAAUGCACCGGUUGAGAUAUAAUGCACGCAGCUUACGUCAUCGGUACGAGCGCGCGCAAUUCGCGAUACAUAUAGAAGAAAUAAAGAAGCUUGUUCCUCGUGCAUUGUUGAGUUCUAUAAGCACUUAGGAAUUUUUAAGAACACUCGACGACACUGUUGUUCACCCUGGAAAUAAAGUUUGCUUUAAAAAUUGAAAGUAGUGCGUGGGGAAUUUAAAGGAUUCUUUAUUGUAAAACAAAUAGACAAGCCUUGACUUUGCUCUGUUCUGCUGUAAAGCACUAAGUAAGCGGCUAGAGCACUUAAGAAGUAGAGAGAAACACUCGACUACGUCUCGUGUUUCAUCCUGCACUUCUUACGUGUUCAAGCCCAUUCCUGCUUGCUUUACCACAAAACAGAGCACAGUAAAGGCUUUCUAUUUGUUAAAGAUAUGUUUUUUUCUUUCAGUUGUUGAGGCAUACAGAAACGCUUCAAAAGAAGCUAUAAAAAGCCAAACUGAGUUCCACCCUCUAACUUUUGUCACCUUCUCAAGAGUAAAAACAGAUCACAUAUUCCCAACUCUACACAUACAACAUGGCAGAAAACCAGCUGACUACCUUGAUACGAGAAGAAGAGAACACCUUUGCCAUUUCGCCCAUCAGAAAAAAUUCUUUGAUAAGGGAAGAAAAGAAAUACUUCAAAAUUUCAGCAGAAAGCCAGUUAAAUACACUGGUAUGAGAGGAAAUGAAAACCUUCGCCAUUACGGCAGGGAACCGUUUGAAUACCUUGGUAUGAGACGCAAAGAACACCUUCGCCAGUACGGUCAAGUAAGUGAAGAGCCAGUGAAACACUGUGAAGAAAUUUUCUUUGCUGAUACCGAUAGAGAUGAAGAAACGAAUCCCAAAUUUGUUCUUGUCGCUGGGAGGGCAGGAAUUGGUAAGAAAAAGUUUUGCCAAAAGUUAAUUGGAGACUGGGCAGACAACAAAUUGUUUCAAGCUCAAACAAUUCUGAUUUCUGAUGUCAAACAAGUCCUCGCAUUCCCGAUUACACGUUUGCGUCCUUGCUAACUUUCUGUCAGUUGAAUUUACUGGGAGAGGACCAAGUCUCGUUGCGAGAAAACCUUAAUCGAUCAUCAGUGUUAGAUACCCUCUUAAAUAUCGACGAAACUAUAUUUGAGUAUAUAGUUGAUCAUCCUGAAGAAGUUUCAUGUAAUUUACUUUAUCUUUAUCAUUACAUUCAGUAGUUUUCUAUCUAACAGUAACUUUUUAACAGGUAACUCUAGUAUUUAAUCAUGCGUGGUGCCGUACAAACUGAACAUAACAUGCAGAGGCUAAAAUAUCUUCGCCACUGAGCGUAAUGAAAAGUGACGGAAGACAAUACAGUGUUUAUCAUUAGUGAUCCAAAUGUCUUUCUAUAGAGGUGAGGUUUUUCCGUCGUAUACUUUGAAAUGGCUGAUAAUACUUACUAGCUAGAACAGAUUUAUCUUUCAUUUCCAGACUAUCGCUGUUGUUUAAUCCUUUUUUAGAUAAAUGUUUGAAUACACCUUUUUUAACGGUGCCGAUGCUGUGACCAUGUUUAGUUCUAAACGUUUUUCAGAUGUAGCACAGAUUGCAUUGCUUUGUUUGCACGAGACAAGUGCGGUUAAUGGGCAUGAAUCCAGUGGAAAGAAUGCACACUCCGUUAAGCAGUUACGUAGAACAUUGUCAGAUUGCUUCACUAUUCGCGAACCUUUUUGGUGUCAAAGUUUCAAAGAUAAAAAAUAUAUCUCACAAUUCUUGUUAUAAUCACUGGUCUACAAUAGUUUCUGCGCCUCUGGAUAAUUUUCGGUUGGCAGACGUUUGGUUUUCAACAAUUUUCAUUUUUCAGAUGUAUGGUUUUGACAGCAUGACACCUGACCGCUUUUCAAAUCCCCCCCAGGUUUUAGUUGUUUUUAAGUUUUAAUUUUAAAUAAAGAGCAGGAUUAAAUUGCAGCUCAAGAGAAUAACAUUGAGUCAAUGCUUUGAUGAAAGAUAAUUUUUGAGAUAACGUGCCUGAAUAAAGGCUCGGUGUAUUUUAUAACACAUACAAAACAUAACUUGUACUGAUUCAAGAAUGCUGAUAAAAAUUACAAUGAUGAGCAAAAGCAAGGCUCCACUUGCAACCCAAUCUUAUGCACAACUUUACCCAGUUGCUGGUGGCCUGUUAUAAAUUUAGGAUAAUGAACAUCUUUUUGGCUUGGCCAACCAAUAUUUUCAAUUUCACUCUUUAAUCUUCUUAACACCAUUUACACAACCAACAUUCCCAAAGAGCCUGUGGACUCGGCAUGGACCAACCAUGGUUGUUUUAGUGUACCUGUGAAUAUUAUAAAAAAAAACUAUGCCAUCUAAUAGAGUUUUACAAUUACCAGAUGUCCUCAUCACCACUCUAUCCUAACUCUGUCAUGCUUUCUACCCUUUACACAUCCCACUGCCAGCAGUACUUAAUGGUAAUCUUGCUUAUCAGUCAAUUGAUAGCCUUAGUGAUGGGGCAGAGCUGGCUUGAUGCAGACUAA
Messenger RNA from Pocillopora meandrina, 4626 nucleotides. NCBI's taxonomy places the organism in Eukaryota, Metazoa, Cnidaria, Anthozoa, Scleractinia, Pocilloporidae. The record is from the annotation of a GenBank genome assembly.